Messenger RNA from Staurois parvus, 532 nucleotides. Lineage: Eukaryota; Metazoa; Chordata; Amphibia; Anura; Ranidae. The record is from the annotation of a GenBank genome assembly.
GUCCCUCGGACACAGCAGAUCACCGAUCACGGAAAGAGCCGAAGAUGUCGGCUCGGUCAUGUGAUCAGCUCUGUCCAAUCACAGCUGAUCACUGAUCAUCAGGGCACUGAUGAUCAGUGUGCCCUGAUGAUCAGUGUGGCCCCAGCAGUGCCACCUGUCAGUGUCCAUCAGUGCUUUAUGUCAGUGCCUCGUGCCAGUGCCUAUCAGUGCCACAUAUCAAUGCCACAUAUCAGUGCCCAUCUGAGCUGCCUUUCAGUGUCACCCAUCAGUGCCAGUCAGUGCCACUUAUUAAUGCCAAUCAGUGCUGCCAAUCAGUGCCACCUAUCAGUGCCAGUCAGUGCCACCUAUCAGUGCCAGUCAGUGCUGCAUAUCAGUGCCAUAUAUCAGUGCUGCCUUUCAGUGCCCAUCAGUGAUGCCUGUCAAUGCCCAUCAGUGCCACCUACCAGUGCCUCCUCAUCAGUGCCACCUAUCAGUGUCCAUCAGUGCAGCCUAUAAGUGCCCAUCAGUGCAGCCUCAUUAGCGCACAUCAGUG